AUGGUGGAAACAAAGAUCGAAGACCGUGCCAUCAAACUUUCACGUGAAGCUGUCGAGCUGGUCGAUGCUGGCCACAAAGAGGCCGCCGCACGAAACUUACGCGAAGCACUCUCCCUUGCGCCCCAGAACCCUGAGGUCAAGGCUGCCUUUCUCAAAGUCCGCAGCGAAGAGGAGAGCGGGCACCCUCUGUUGGACUCAUGCCGUCGAUACGUCGCCGACAAAAAUGAGGAAGCCGGAAAGGAAGCUGCACGGUACCUCCGCUCCGAUGGUUUCAAGCCGUCGGAAACUGUUUCUCUACAGUGCCUCAACCUCAUCUUGGCUCAAAAUGCGGAAUCCCUGUCCUCCACCCAAGACGACAUCAUCUCGGGCCUGGUUCGACAAAACCUUGGCGUACGACAACUAUUUUCCUCACGCCUUCAGAUUUCAGUGACCACCUUUUUCGACGAGAUUUAUCAUCGAGGCGAUGGUUCGGUGGUCUGUCUAGACACGGUCGUCCUUGAUCCCACUUUAUGGCCGUCGGAAGAGGUUCGAUCGCACUGUGAAAGUGAGCUCUUCCAGCUCUUUAUCGCAAAGCUGAUGGAGUCAGGCCAUGACCUUGAUGGCCGGUCUUUGAAGGGGAUAACCAGGCUUCUAGCUGUCAACGCACAGAAAUUACAGCAUCUUAUUGAUGAUGAGGAGUUUGAUGUUAUUUUAUCAUCGCUUGAUUACAGACUUCCGCUCGAUGUUCGAAGUCAAGCGACUUUGGCAACUGCAAAGUAUCUCGAGGUAUCCAAAGAUGUUGGUCAGAAACGCUUCUCACGUUUAAUCACAGCCAAGGUUGCCAAAGCUCGUAACGACGACUUGAUCGCCGCUUUUUCUGCCGCUGCUGCCGUUUUCCCCGUGGCCCCCGCAGUUACAUCCUCACUUUUUCUGACCGAAGGCUUCCUCCAGUCCCUCGUACCCCUACUUCAUCGUGAAGCGAAAUCUCCCAAAGUCGAAGUUGCCCUUCUGGAAUUGUUCAACGCUGCAUGUCUGGAUCAAACAUGUCGCGAGGCAAUAGGCAAGAACUGCGGCGAAUGGCUUUCUCAUGUCUUAUCCAAUGGAUCUGAUGCCAGUUCGGAGCUAGCUGCAGUAGUGCUGGCGAAAGUGAGAGCAUCCGAAAAGAAUGGUAAUUCGGAUUCAGGCAACAAGACAUGUGAAGACGACAAUAGCGUUCAACAGCUGGUUGAUCGCUUCAAGGGCCAGAUUUCGAGUGCGAAAGUCACUAAUGUCAGCAACGUGAUUGAGGGCUUAGCAUUUUCGUCCGUGAAACCAGACAUCAAGGAGCAGCUGACAUACGACACGGUCUUUCUCAAAGGUCUCUUUGACGUUUUAAUUUCACACUUAGACGAUUCAUCCUUAGUCUACGGAGGAUUAAUGAUAAUUGCUAACCUGACGAGAUAUUUGCCCAAUCUAUCAGAAGAGCAAAAGAAAAUGUCGGAGCUCAAAGCCUAUUCUGUAGCAUCCAAAGCCUCUGCCACACCAAACCCACUCGACGACGACGAACAUGUUACGGCACGUUGUAAUACGCUGAUUGACGCUAGCAUCAUGACUCUUCUCAAUGACUGCGGCAAAUCGAAUUUGAAGUCUAUCCAUGAUCUCUCUAGCAAGAUUAUUUUGUCCUUAUCCAAAAAUCCGAAAUCUCGUGGGAAGCUUGCUCAGCAGGGAUGCGUCAAGCUUCUUCUUUCGAUCCUGGGUCCAAAGAGCGGCAGUCCUAUUCCGAGUUUCAAUGAAACUACGCAGAAUGCAUCACAUGCGCUGGCUCGCAUACUCAUCUCUGUCAAUCCGUCUCACGUCUUCCCCUUUUCCGGGUUUCCGCAGAUCACAUCAGCCAUCAAACCACUGGUAGCCCUUCUGUCACCACCGGAAGCUACAUAUGCUGUGGGCCAGCCGCGCGACCUUCUUCCCGUAUUCGAAAGCCUCUUGGCCCUCACGAACCUCGCAUCUUCCCCAGACAGUACGGCAGCGGAGUCGAUAGUGCGACAUGCGUGGGACAUUUUAGAAGAUCUUUUACUAUCUACCAAUACAUUCAUCCAACGGGCCGCGUGUGAACUUAUCUGCAAUCUGAUGACUUGUGAAUCAGGGGUUGUGAAAUUCGCGGAUGGGUCGAAACGCGCUGCUCAGCGUCUGCAUGUGCUACUUGCUCUCACAGAUGUCGACGACGUCGCCACCAGGCGAGCGGCAGGAGGAGCACUAGCUAUGCUUACCGAGUACGACGCAGCCAUUGCAGCUGUCCUGGACCGACCACGCGGUGUCAAUCUUCUCCUCGGGCUGUGUCAAGAAAACAACGACGACCUGGUGCACCGCGGGGUUGUUUGCAUUCGCAAUCUGACAUGCACAGCUUCGGGCGACAUUGGUAGUCGAGCCCGGGACGCAGUAAGGCAGAAUAACGGAAUCGACACGCUGAAGAGCUGCCUCAAGCGGUGUGCCAACCCUUCAAUUCUGCAAGCCGGCGUGGAAGCGUUGAAACCUUUGGUGGAGCAGAGCGCAAAAUAG
Messenger RNA from Talaromyces proteolyticus, 2514 nucleotides. RefSeq names its product putative actin cytoskeleton organization protein. The transcript is spliced from 2 exons. The coding region runs from base 1 to 2514 and encodes 837 amino acids. NCBI's taxonomy places the organism in Eukaryota, Fungi, Ascomycota, Eurotiomycetes, Eurotiales, Trichocomaceae. The record is from RefSeq and is a predicted model, not a curated record. Gene Ontology annotation, molecular function: protein binding.